Molecule: messenger RNA, 1323 nt
Organism: Yamadazyma jaroonii
Lineage: Eukaryota; Fungi; Ascomycota; Pichiomycetes; Serinales; Debaryomycetaceae
Source: the annotation of a GenBank genome assembly
AUGAUGUUAAGAUUCAUCAGAUUCAAUUCAGUCUCCACCAUCAGACCACGGAUUGUUUCCGGAGAACUCCAGAUAACUAAAGGUCUCAUAGAGAAAGCUAUACAAAAUAAUGAAUUACCGGAGUUGAAAGAAAUUUUCCAACAAAACAAAUCUUUAUUAUCACCACCAGUGAAAAAUACUUUAGCUGAUUUUAUAUCCAAUGAUUUUUCCUUCUAUUACCUUUUGAAAGACCACCAAUGGUCAGUAGAUCAAUUGAAAUCAUUGAUCAAGGCUAAUCCUGGAAGAGUUGAUAGUUCUUGGGAUUUGUAUACUCGUCAUGGAGCACCAGAAGAAGAUGAAUUAAUACAUCACAUUAUCGAAAGUUUGAUUGAGGAAGAAGAUUGGGCCAAGGUUUUGUAUUUGUACCAAAAGUUGAAUGAUAAGAAAACUUUCAGUGAAGGGUUUUUCGAAAAAUUAAUCGAAAAGCCAGAAAUCUUACCAUUUUUUCAAUUGGAAAAGGAAUUUCUUCAAUCUAGAAUUAAAGAUCUUGAUGGUUUAGCAUUUUUGAGUGUUUUCCAACAAAUUUAUAAAGAUGUAGACUUCGAGAUUCUUGCUAAAGGUUUGGGCAUUAAUAUGAAAAUGAAACUUGAGCAACCAUCACAAUUUAUUCAAGAUUAUAAACGUUUAACAGGUGAAACUAUUAGUUAUUCGAUCCCAGAUAUCGUUGAACACAUCGAGAGCAAUAAAUUAGACAUUCACGAACAACCUGAAUCGUUAUUAGUAAGAAUGAAAUUAAUAGAACUUUAUGCUAUGGAAAAAAAUGAUUUCGAAGCGGCCUUAAAGAAAUAUCAUCAAUAUCAAACUCAUACUGAUUUUGGUAUGGAAAUAAUUCAAAAUACCCUUAUCCAAGCAUAUUGUUUAAAAGCUUUUAAUGAGUCCAAACCUGAAUUAAUACCAAUUAUUGAAGCGUUGAUGUUAGAAAAUAUCCCCAUCAAAAUUAUCCAAUCAUUAAUCUUGACCCAUUCCCAAUUUGAUGCCGAUAAAUCCCUCGAAAUCUAUAACAAGUAUAUUCAACAAGUAAGUACUAAGCCCAAUGAGUCACAAAGAUCGAGUGCAGGGUUGCUCAAUGAAUCAAUCAUGUUGGCUUAUUUAUAUAAUAACGACAGAGAUUUUGCAACCAUUAUUUACGAUAAAGUUCAAAAUUCCGGACUUUUGAAUGAACAUGAAAUGAGCUGUUUAAAGAGACUUUUCAAAGUUUAUGGUGACGCUUAUAUUGAAGAUGACUGGGUAAAAGCUAAACCUAUCUUACACCAACAUAUUUAUAGUACCAUGAGAAAUUUGUAA